Molecule: messenger RNA, 4137 nt
Organism: Hirsutella rhossiliensis
Lineage: Eukaryota; Fungi; Ascomycota; Sordariomycetes; Hypocreales; Ophiocordycipitaceae
Product: endonuclease-reverse transcriptase domain-containing protein
Exons: 12
Coding region: 1-4137 (1378 amino acids)
Molecular function (GO): catalytic activity
Source: RefSeq, a predicted model, not a curated record
AUGACAGUGUUCCGAGCCUUUUGUGAAUCGUUCGAACAGACUGCGAAACAUUUCACGUCCGGCCUUGAACACAGCUUUGCGGAACAAUUUUCCAGCAGCUUCCUCGACUUUUGGAGGCAGGCGCUCUCCGACCUCAAUCCCGCGCCCGCGCCGACCUAUAGCAGCGUCGCCGCCGGUCACCCUGCAAGCCAGCCUCUCGGGGGCCACACCCCCACGGCCGCCGAGGCCCCGCAACAACAACGACCCCGGCAACCAAUCUCCCGUCUCCAGGGACGACCAUCCCCCGCCCCACCAAAGGAAGACCUCCGUGUCUUUGUGCGGCUCGAUGCCGAAGCACCAGCGCGAGACCACAGCAGCUACGCAAUUCGGACCCACAUCGCCGCCAAAGUCGGCAUCGACUUGCACCGGGUCCCGGCAGCUUUCAAGGUAAACUCGGGAUGGGCCAUCCGAACACUGGACGCUACCAUCAGGGACCUCAUCGUCCAGCGACAGUCGGAAUGGUCCGAGGACCUGACGCGACCUCGGUGGAGAUUACUCACAAAUGGUACAAUCAACUACGAGGCGGCCGUCAAAGACGAAAUCGCCUGCCAGACCGGGCUCACACCCAUCAGUAUUCGCCCCAGUCUGCACGAUUCAAACGACCUUCCGAAUUUCUCGAAAUGCCCUGCACGCCCCAAGCGAUCACAUGGCGUCAUUCGUCGCCUGACGAAGGAGGAGAAAACCCUUGUCCGACAGAUGGGCGCCCAACUAUUUGCUCAGCGGAAGCAACACUCCCAGAACUGCUCAGUCCGACGACCAGGAAGCCGAGCACCCAGACGACAGGUCACGGGGCAGAAGCGAAACCUCGGUCUUAAGCUCGACCAGGACCAUGUCUCCGCCAUUCAUUAUGGUAACCACGACAGCUCAGCCUCAGAGCGAGGGCAACGAACCCAGACCAGCUUCCCCUUCAAAGAAGCGACGCAUCAGCCCCAUUGCACUAUCUCCAUGACGAGAUAUCCCCGCGUGAAUCAAAGCGACAAGAAGACCCUGCGAGUCUUCCAAGCUAACGUAGGCAAGAUCUCGCCAGCACAUGACUGCGCCCUUGCCCUCGCCGACUCCGAACGAUACGAUAUAGUGCUCCUCCAGGAGCCGUGGACAGAAGCCAAGGACGGCCGAUGUCUUACCAAAACCCACCCAGCCUACGAUACUUUCUCCCCAGUCGACAGCUGGGACGACAACAGCACGCGGCCUAGAGUAAUGACCUAUGUCCGGCGCAGACCCUGCUUGAUGACAGAUCAGAGGAGGCCUGUGGCGACCCGCGACAUUCUCUGGCUCACCAUCAACAACAUAACAGUGGUAAACUUCUAUCGACAACCGUACUACGAUGAAGCACUGGAUAUCCUCCUCCAGUGGACCACACCAGGAAGGUGCCUAGUAGCAGGCGACUUCAACGCCAAACAUAGUAGCUGGCAAGCCGGCCGGCUCGAUGGCCGAGGCGACGACAUCGCCUAUUGGGCCUCUGAGAACGGCCUCAGCUUGCUCAACCCUGCCGAUGUCCUAACCAACCCGCAUGGCAAUACAAUAGACCUCGCCUUCUCCAACAUACCACUAUCCGAAGCUGUCGUGGAGGAACACCUGGCCACCAGCUCUGACCACUUCACGCUCAGCGUGACACUCGCUGACUUGGCUCCGGCCUCGGUGCCGCUGGGAAAGGUCCGCCUCACCUCUGACGACGAGCUCGCUCGUUUCGCGGAAAUGGUGGAUUCCGGAGCAAUAGCGAUCCCAGCCGCGGCCUCGUCUCCCCAAGAGCUUGAUUCCCUGGCGUUGGCGCUCGCGGACCUUCUCCAAUUAGCAGCCAAAGCCGCCGGUCGCCCCGUCCGUAAGGGGGCACGCAGCGCGCCCUGGUGGACGGAAGAAUGUGCCCUCGCUGCGGCGGAAUACCGCGCGAUUCGGAGAGUCUAUCCUCUCGGCUUCAAUCAGGAAGUCCAGUCCGCCAAGAGAGAUUUCCAGAAAGUCGCGCGCCGAGCCAAAAGGCUUUACUGGCGCAAUCUGAUCGACAGCUUCACUGACAGCGCCUCCGUAUUCAAAGCAGUCCGAUGGCUGCGAUCACCGGGUGCUUUCCAGCCUCCGCCCCUACAAGUAGGCGAUAUAGUUUACGAGACGCAGCUAGACAAAGCCAAUGCCCUACGGCGGGCGACACUCGAGCGGCGCACGGCGGACGAUGACAUCCCAGAUCCGUGGAUCCCAGUCGACACAAUGAAAACCAUUCCCUUCACGCAACAUGUGUCAUUUGAUGAAGUGCGCGACGCAACCCUACGGACCGGAAACACGUCUCCCGGCCCCGACAGCAUCACGGUACAAAUGCUCAAGGUAGUUUGGCAUGUUAUCGGAAGCCACGUCCACCGGCUGUACGAAGGCUGUCUUACCAUCGGCCAUCACCCGAAGCCAUUCAGAGAGGCCGAAGUAGUCAUGAUAACAAAACCAAGACGACGGAACCUCUCGACCCCUCGUGCCUGGCGACCCAUCUCCCUCCUGUCUUGCCUAGGCAAAGGUCUUGAGCGGCUCAUCGCACGCCGCCUGGCAUGGGCAUCCAUUCACUACGGAGUCCUCCAUUCACAACAAACUGGCGCUCUCCCGAAGAGAUCUGCCGUUGACCUUGUUGCCGCUCUGUUGCAUGACAUUGAGGAAGCGUUUGCCCGCGGCCAAGUCGCCACGCUGGUGACUAUGGACAUCCAGGGAGCCUUCGACACUGUCCUCCGCAACAGGUUGAUCCUUCGUCUUCGCAAGCCGAAGGGGCGCUUCGGCUACGCAGACGACACGGGCAUCUGGCUUGACAGCACCCUGUCGUUCAAGACGCACGUGGAAAAGUGGACAGCCAAGGCUCAGGUCGUGGCAUACCAUCUGAAAGGACUGGCAAACACCAAACAUGGCCCUCUUCCUGGUGCCGUUCGCAGAGCCGUAAGAGCAUGUAUCGAACCGGUGCUGCUCCACGGCGCCGAGGCAUGGUACCCCGGAUUAACCAGCCCGCGAUGGAUCCAGCCAGCAAAGGAAGGACCAUCCGGGAUACAGCAACUGAUCCGAAAGAUGAACAAGUCGCUUCACACAUCCAUCCGGGCCGUCCUGCCGGUUUGGAGGACGACACCGAUCAAUGCCCUCCAUCGAGAAAGCGGCAUCCCACCGGCCAUUCAACUGCUCGAGGCGCGUCGAAUGCGCUUCUCGGCCCGCCUCAAGUCUCUCGAUGAAGCCCAUCCGUCGAUCAAACUGAAGUACCAGAUGCCACGAGAAGGCUUCCGGACCCGACUUCGACGCAGCGACCAGCUGCUGCAUUGCAGCAGGCGUCCAAUUCUCCUCCCUCGCCGCUUCGGCGACGAUCAAGCGCUGCCUCUGCAAACCGCCACGAAAGACCAGUCAGCAGCGGAAUUCUGCAGUUGGCUCCGAGGCAUGCCGGCAGACUCCUCCCAGGAUGUCUUCCUCGAAUUCCAGGCUCUGGCCACAGCACACGCAAAGGCAGGAACCUCUCAACCCGAGCCCGCAGGCGCUAUCCCAACACUGGCAUAUCUGCGCAGGGCUGCUAGGCAGCAGCCUAAAAGUGCAUUUAAAGCCUGGUGGGAAGCCUCCGCACCCGAACAGUACAAGCCACUGCACCUUAAGCCGACGACCGGCUGCCCCCUGGAGCUCAAACUCCCCCGACCGCUUCUCCACCACCUGCUUGCAGCCAGAACCCGUCACGGGGACUUUGCCGACUACCACGAGAGGUUCAACCACGACGAUGCGCGACUGACCAGUCAAUCGCGCAAAGGCAGAGACUUCGACAGGUUCAACACGGAGCGCCUCAGAGCCGAUGAAAUGCUGGAUGGUGACCUGAGCGGCCUCACGGCCGCUGGACGGAAAAUGCACAUACAUACAUACAUACAUACCGCCGACGCCGACGACGAUUUCUUCAGCCAAGCCUUCUUCAGCCUCAACAUCAGCCUCUACAACAAGCCGAUCGUUGCGUCCGAGUGGCAGGAACAAUACUUCCUGAUGCAUGGCCGCGUUCAUCCCUACGUCCUUGCAUGGGACCUCGACCCGACCCUUGGCGAGGACCGGUUGAGGGCCGUCGACUACUGCGCUCCUGCGCUGAUUAUCCGCGACCUUGGCUUCCAAGCGUCUGUAUGA